AUGUUAGCCAAAAGGUCGAUAAUCCCCAAGAUGGUGACCGAAAAGCUCCAAAACUUACAUAUAUCGGUUCCCUCGGCUGCAGACGAUGUGAAAGCGGUUUCAAACUCGUCCGGAAGACCAAAUCAGGCUCUAACGAAGCCCAUAUCGCUAAACGCAGAAACAGGUGAGUUGAUGGUCAGGAAGUCCACAGGUAAGACUAAGAUUCGCAAAGGUCAAAGCUCUGAAGAGUACGAAAACGAGAGAAACCAUUUCUUUGAUGUAGAAAAAGGACCAGUAUGGACCCCGGUUGGCUGGAUGAUGACGGCGAAUGAAGAUCUACUGGCGAAGGAUCACUCAGAUCUUGGGCCUGAUCUUACGCUAAAACAAGUAAGACACAAGCUUAUGGGGUACUGCCACUUACUUUACUAUCGAAAACGGUUCCAAGACUGCGCCCAGGCUUGCGAAAGCUUGAUUGCACAAUUCGAGACAGUCGAAAGUAGGAAAAGAGUCCAAAAGGAAAUAGAUGAAUUGAAGGGAAUGCUGGAGCACUCUAGGGCUAAGCGUGUGUAA
This is a messenger RNA of Lachancea lanzarotensis, 549 nucleotides long. RefSeq names its product LALA0S04e05138g1_1. Bases 1 to 549 code for a protein of 182 amino acids. The transcript has a single exon. The record is from RefSeq and is a predicted model, not a curated record. NCBI's taxonomy places the organism in Eukaryota, Fungi, Ascomycota, Saccharomycetes, Saccharomycetales, Saccharomycetaceae.